Candidozyma duobushaemuli is the source of this 804-nucleotide messenger RNA. RefSeq lists its product as uncharacterized. The coding region runs from base 1 to 804 and encodes 267 amino acids. The transcript has a single exon. The record is from RefSeq and is a predicted model, not a curated record. Lineage: Eukaryota; Fungi; Ascomycota; Pichiomycetes; Serinales; Metschnikowiaceae.
AUGUCCCCAUUAUCUGCCACAGCACCAUUCUUCUCCAUGGCCGAAAUCAGAACUCCUGUCAGACAGCCUUUGAGGCCCUCUAAUAGGGUCAUUCUGGAGUCCACGGGGCUCUGUAAGCUCCAACUUUCACCAAAAAGGGAAAACCGUACCAGACCUCUUCCAGCACUGCCUAAGGUCACCAGCAAAAGACUGAUUCUCAAUGUCCAUCCUCCACAGCCAGAACCAGCUAGGUCUCCGUCAAGAAAUGAAAUUUUGGCAAAGUAUGCUCAGAAACAGGCGAAGCUCAUGGAACUCGAAAACCAAGCCGAGCUUGUGAGAUACGAAAUAGUGGAGCUUCAGGCACAGCUCCAGGCGUCUGAAAAACCAGAAAAUCAGGCAUUCACAGAGGUCAGAAACCUUACAAAAAAAGUAUCAACGAUGUUCCAGGCUCCACAGCCUGCGCUCCGGAAAAGGGCUUCCAACAUCUUCGCCUCAGAACCAGCAGCCUUGAAGCAAAAAGCGUCUUUCAUCUUGAACAACCGUUUUUUGAAUGACGUGAAAGAGAAAAUGGACCAGCAGCAGGCGGAGCUCGAGGAAUUCACGAAAAAAGGGUCCAACUUUGCCCGCAAUUUCUUGGGCUUCAAGAAGGAAGAAAAGGACGUUGCUGAUUCGUCGUUCAUGUUUGAAAACCUCCAGUCCGAGCCCGUCGACACCAACAAGUCCAUUCUUCUCAGUGAGGAGCUGGACUCCUCCUUGGUGGUGGAUGCAUAUGUAUCAGACGAUGAGGACUACGACCUGGACGAGUCUGUGCUUCACUCGAGGUAG